Messenger RNA from Mesorhabditis spiculigera, 780 nucleotides. The record is from the annotation of a GenBank genome assembly. NCBI's taxonomy places the organism in Eukaryota, Metazoa, Nematoda, Chromadorea, Rhabditida, Rhabditidae.
AUGGACGUAUCCAGUGACGACAAACUAGAGACAUGGAUGUUCGUCUCGCGGAUACAGUACUGGCUCGUGCUCAUCUUUGCAUUUUUAUCGGUGCUGGUGCUGCUCGUAGCCCUGGGCAUCGUUCUCCGCAUCCGCCGCUCCCACUAUUUCCUCUUCUUGAUGUCAAUCGUCUGUGCAGAUCUGGCGAUGCUGAUCAUCAUCCUUUUGGAGCUGCUCUCACAAACGUUAUUUCCGCUGAUGAAGGGCCCGUUGCUAUGCAAAGCGAUGCACUUCUUCUCGAACGUGGCCGCCACGUUCGUCAACUGGACCUGGGUGCUGAUGUUUGUGCAGCGAUUCGCGAUCGUUUUCUUCCCGAUGAAGAGAAUGGAAUCGGGUCUCUUCGGUGUGCUGCACUCUAGCAAAAAGCUGCUGCUGAUCAACCUGAUAUUUUCUUCGGUGACUCAGAGCUGGGCCCUACUCCUCAUCACCGAGAAGGACAUCGAGGGAGGGCUGGUGGUGUGCGAGAGGGACGAACGGUGGCUGGAUGAGCGCGGCUUCCAGAUGGUGGCCGUCGGCGAAGCCGUUGCCACCUACGUGCUGCCCUUCUUGGCGACGCUGGCCACCGACAUGGCCGUGUUGACGUGGAACUAUCGGACUUCUGGUUCGUCCUACUUCGCAAAGACGUACUUCUAUCUGGACGCCGCUCUCUAUCUCCUCUACCUCUGCCAAUUCCCCAUCGUCAUCCUCUACAUCUGGCAGAUUGAGCGCCAAGCUAACGGAGGGAAUUCGACCAGGAUGAAG